Molecule: messenger RNA, 2244 nt
Organism: Neurospora tetrasperma FGSC 2508
Lineage: Eukaryota; Fungi; Ascomycota; Sordariomycetes; Sordariales; Sordariaceae
Exons: 5
Coding region: 1-2007 (668 amino acids)
Biological process (GO): DNA replication-dependent chromatin assembly; nucleosome assembly
Cellular component (GO): CAF-1 complex; nucleus
Molecular function (GO): protein binding
Source: RefSeq, a predicted model, not a curated record
AUGAAAGCCACUCCGUUAAUCAUCAACUGGCACCACGAAAACAAUCCGUACCCCAUCUACUCUGCCCAUUUCGAACCCGGAGGCAAGGGCCGCUUAGCUACCGCCGCCGGAGACAACAAUCUAUGGAGAAUAGAGGAGGAUGGCGAGAAUCGUAGGGUCGAGUACCUGGCAACCCUGUCCAAACAUACACAAGCAGUCAACGUCGUUCGCUGGGCCCCCAAAGGUGAACUCCUUGCCUCUGCUGGAGAUGACGGCAAUGUCAUCUUGUGGGUUCCAUCAGACACUCACCACGCGACGUUCGGAAACGAAGGCCUCGAAGACAAGGAAACAUGGAGGACAAAGCACAUGUGCCGGUCCCUGGGCACAGAGAUAUAUGAUCUUGCCUGGUCCCCGGAUGCUGCCUUUUUCAUCAUCGGCAGCAUGGACAAUGUUGCGCGCAUCUAUAACGCUUCGACGGGCACACUCGUGCGCCAGAUUGCCGAACAUAGCCACUACGUCCAGGGCGUUACAUGGGAUCCUCUGAACGAGUACAUCGCGACACAAUCUUCCGAUCGAUCGGUACAUAUCUACUCGCUCAGGACCAAGGAUGGCCAGUAUACCCUCGCCAACAACCACGACGACAAGCCACCAAAGAUUGCCAGCCACGCCAAAACAGAUCUUCCUCCUCGCAGGAUAUCCUCACACAGCCCAGCUCCGCCCGAGUUCGGUAACCGGCAAGCUUUUACAUCCCUGGAUCCCAGUGCUGUUGCUGGAUCCCCAAACCCUUCCAUCCCGGGUACUCCCACUUCGAUGGCCCUGCCUAUGAACCCUCCCAGUGUCAUCAGCCAUAGCCGGAGAUCGUCGUUCUCGUCCAGGCGAUCAGUGUCACCCGCACCGUCCAUGCCUUUGCCAGCUGUUAUGCCUAUCGAAGCUUCUCCCAAACCGCACUCUUCAAGCUACGGCCUGGGCAUGAAGAAUGCGAGCCUUUAUGCUAAUGAGACUCUAACUUCAUUUUUCCGGAGACUGACCUUCACACCUGACGGAAGUCUGCUCCUGACACCUGCUGGUCAGUAUCAGACUCAGCAUCAGGUGGAUGGCGGGAAACCUUCGUACGAGGUCAUUAAUACGGUAUACAUAUACACGCGAGGUGGCAUCAACAAGCCACCCAUUGCCCAUUUACCCGGACACAAGAAGCCGUCUGUCGCCGUCAGAUGCUCCCCAAUCAUCUACACCUUGAGACAGUCACCGCCCGUCACCAAACACAUCACCAUUGAUACUUCAUCAGCCGAGGAGCCGAUACCUUCACUGCCUGAACCAUUAGCAAAGCCCUCAACAGCUCCGUCCGUGAUGGAGCCACCACCUCCUCCAGUGCCCACCGAAAGUUCGGUUUCAGGAUCGACGGAGGCUUCAGUGCAGAGCCCUGGACCGAAGUCGGCGUUCGCGCUCCCAUAUCGUAUGGUCUACGCUGUAGCCACCCAAGACUCAGUGCUUCUGUACGACACCCAGCAACACACACCUAUCUGCGUUGUGAGCAACUUGCACUGCGCCACUUUUACGGACCUUACCUGGUCGACUGAUGGUUUGACGCUGUUGAUAUCCUCGUCGGAUGGGUUCUGUUCCACCCUGUCCUUUUUGCCUGGAGAGUUGGCUGCUUCCUUCGUGAACCCGCCGCCCCCUUCACCGGCACGAUCCAACUCGACUAGUUCUGCCAUUACUCAAGCUUCUACAUCACAGGGCGGGGUUAUGAGCAACCCACCGCUUAUUUCUGGCCAAGUGCCAAGCAUCACCGCCACCAAUUCGGGCAAGGUUACGGGCUUGCCCGUUGUGACCCCUCCUGAGACGCCGCAGAGUUCGAGCGGUGGUGCUGGCUCCACUAGCUUGAAGAGGGAGUCAAGCGAUUCUCGCGAGGCGAAUAACGCGGAGAAUAGCCAACAACCCAAACGGAGACGCAUCGCGCCUACCUUGGUCAGCGGAGGGGCAUCGUCUACGACUAACGGGUCCAGUAACAGCGACGUGGCUAAAGCGUAGGUCGCUAGGCGGUUGUUGUCGCAAGGAUCUAGCACAACCCACGGAUCCUUUCACAAAUAGAUAUCUUUGACGUGUGCUGAGACAAGACAUAUUUGUGGUUUCUCGUCGAAUGGAAGAUAGGAAAGCAUGCAAGAGGAGGAGAACGGACAGGGGUGAUGUCUUGAGGGUUUGAGGUUUUGGUCCUAUAACUUUGAUGUUUCGCUGCCCAGUGUGAGAGAACUUGCCCCUUGGGCUCUU